AUGUGCAUUAAUUGCAUUCGAAACGAGGUCGACAUAACUGAUGGCAUCCCAAAGCACGCCACUUUGCAAUUCUGCCGCAAUUGUGAAAGAUAUUUGCAACCACCAAAUAUAUGGAUUAGGGCAGAAUUGGAGAGCAGUAGAUUGCUAUCUCUCUGCCUAAAGAAAUUGAAAGGUUUGAAUAAAGUCAGACUUAUCGACGCAGGAUUCAUUUGGACAGAACCUCAUUCAAAAAGGAUCAAGGUCAAACUGACUAUUCAGAAGGAGGUUUUUGCGUCGACUAUCCUGCAACAAAUUUUUGAGGUAGAAUUUGUCGUGAAUUACCAGCAAUGUGGUGAAUGCGCACGUGUCAUGGCAAAGGACACAUGGCAAGCAGUAGUGCAAGUCAGACAAAAGGUCAAUCACAAAAAGACUUUUUUUUAUCUGGAACAACUCAUCAUCAAACAUCACGCCCACAAAGACACCAUUAACAUAAAAGAAAUCAAAGAUGGCCUUGAUUUUUUUUACGCUCAUAGAUCUCACGCCAUAAAAAUGGUGGAAUUUUUGAAUGCGGUAGUUCCGAUAAGGACAAAGACAUCUGAGCGGUUGAUUUCAACCGAUAUUCAUAACAACACCUCCAAUACAAAAUUUACAUAUUCCGUAGAGAUUAUACCCAUUUGUAAAGACGAUCUUGUUUGUUUACCGAUUAAGAUGGCGCGGUCGCUAGGAAACAUCAGCCCUUUGGUCAUCUGCCUUCGAGUCGGAAAUUCUAUACACGUCAUAGACCCAAACACUCUAGCCGUAUCCGAAAUCUCCACUACAGUGUAUUGGAGGACCCCAUUUAAUUCCUUGGCAUCCUCCAAGAAUUUGGUGGAGUAUCAUAUUUUGGAUGUUGAACCUUUGGAAACUGUACGAGGAAAGGUUAGAAUUUCAUUCUAUGCAUCCGAAUUUGGCGAUACUGCCUUAGGAUAUGAUCUUUCGUCAUCCAAUUUUAAUAAUCUUUCAUUUGACUCCCUUGACCGGAGCACCAUACCUGAUGUUAUUCUCAUCAAAAAGUCCUUCCCACAAAAACGCAAGAAGAACAAACAACGUAACUGGAAACUCAAGUCAUUAACAAAAGAGGAAGAUGAGAUGGGUCAGAAGAAGCAAGAUUUAGAAAAAAUGGAACAAGACUAUGAAACGUUUUUGCAAGAUCUCGAGGAAGAUCCUGAGCUCAGACAAAAUGUUAAUCUGUAUAAGUCAACAGUAUCAAUGGAUGUGGACAUGGCUACUGAAGAGGAUGCGGAAGAGGAAGAAGGCUUCCCUGAAGUUGGGAUAGAAGAAUUGUUGGAAGAUCUAACCUUAGACGAUCACUUGCCUCACUGA
This is a messenger RNA of Acaulospora colombiana, 1341 nucleotides long. NCBI's taxonomy places the organism in Eukaryota, Fungi, Glomeromycota, Glomeromycetes, Diversisporales, Acaulosporaceae. The record is from the annotation of a GenBank genome assembly.